This is a messenger RNA of Trematomus bernacchii (emerald rockcod), 7506 nucleotides long. RefSeq names its product dedicator of cytokinesis 9b (gene dock9b). The record is from RefSeq and is a predicted model, not a curated record. The transcript has 52 exons. Gene Ontology annotation, biological process: positive regulation of GTPase activity; small GTPase-mediated signal transduction. The coding region runs from base 360 to 6587 and encodes 2075 amino acids. NCBI's taxonomy places the organism in Eukaryota, Metazoa, Chordata, Actinopteri, Perciformes, Nototheniidae. Gene Ontology annotation, molecular function: guanyl-nucleotide exchange factor activity.
GAUGGACGACUUAGUUUUCAUUCCUAUCCCACGGGGCAUUAUUACACUGGGAAGGGGGGCGUGCCAUUUUGCGCAAGGGACCUCCGCCGACGGGACAGAGCGUAGGCUUUGGAUGGUGCUCUCGGAUUGCAGUUGACAAGGAAAGUCAUCUUCUGGACUACUGUUUCCAAUACAGUUAUGACGGUGCUAAUGUAAAGUUGGAGACAAGCGUGAUGUCCGGAUAACACAGCGCCAGUGUGCAUUUACGCACGUCGGACAGCCUGGAGCGCAGGAUUUUAACCUUCGUACCGCCGCUUGGAACAGCCCUCCAAGUCUGAUCUCCUCAGUACCGGACUGUCUGAUGAAAGGUGGGAUAUAUUAUGGCUUCUGCUCCACCUGAGGCAAGGAAGUUUGCCCGGGGGCUCAACAAACCGGGCACCGCCGCAGAGCUGAGGCAGAGCGUCUCCGAGGCUGUGAGGACGUCAGUUUUGAUGGUAAAGCCGAAGAUCAUUGAGCCCCUGGACUAUGAGAAUGUGAUCCUGCAGAGGAAGACCCAGAUCAUCAGUGAUGUCCUGCGGGACAUGCUGCAGUUCCCCACAGACGACUUCCAGAUCUCCACCCUGAAGCGCCAAGGCAGGACUCUGUUCUCCACCGUGCCAGAGACUGCCGAGAAAGAAGCUCACUCACUGUUUGUCCAAGAGUGUAUCAAAACCUACAAGUCUGACUGGCAUGUGGUCAACUACAAGUAUGAGGAGUAUUCUGGAGACUUCCGCCAGCUCCCAAAUAAAGUGUCAAGACCUGAGCAACUGGCAGCUCACCUGUUUGAGGUGGAUGAAGAUGUUGAAAAAGAUGAGGACACAGCCUCUCUGGGAUCUCAGAAGGGAGGAGUGUCUAAACAUGGCUGGCUGUACAAAGGCAACAUGAACAGUGCCAUCAGUGUUACUAUGCGGUCCUUCAAGAGGAGGUACUUCCAUCUGGCCCAGCUGGGGGACGGAUCCUACAACCUCAACUUCUACAAGGAUGAGAACACCUCCAAGGACCCCAAAGGAACCAUCUUCCUGGACUCAUGCAUGGGGGUGGUUCAGAACAGCAAAGUGCGCCGGUUCGCCUUUGAGCUGAAGAUGCAGGAUAAGAGCACGUUCCUGCUGGCUGCAGAGAGCGAGGCGGAGAUGGAGGAGUGGAUCGGCACGCUCAACAAGAUCCUGCACAGCAGCUUCGAACAGGCCAUGCAGGAGAAGAGGAACGGAGACCUGCAUGACGAUGAGGAGCUUGGAAAAGCAGACAUCUCCUCCGGAAGUUUUCAAGACAGCUUUCAGACUGCCAGAGAUAUUGAGUCCAAAAUGAGGAGUGAAGCUCGUCUGAAGCUGUUCACUCUGGACCCUGACACACAGAAACUGGACUUCUCUGGCAUUGAGCCGGACGUGCGGCAGUUUGAAGAGAAGUUUGGGAAGAGAGUCCUGGUCAGCUGUAACGACCUGUCCUUCAACCUGCAGGGCUGCGUCGCAGAGAAUGAAGAGGGACCCACAACUAAUGUGGAGCCUUUCUACGUGGUCCUGUCGCUCUUCGACGUCCAGAACAGUAGAAAGAUCUCGGCCGAUUUCCACGUGGAUCUCAACCACCCUCUGGUCAGACAGAUGACAUCAGGUUCAACUAACAAGCAAGACGUGCACAUCAAUGGAAGCAGCGAUGGUCCCCUCAGGCACGCCAGUGGGCUCCCAGUGGGCUCUCUCCAGUACCCCAGACAGGGGGUCUUCUCUGUCACGUGCCCCCAUCCAGAGAUCUUCCUGGUGGCCAGGAUUGAGAAGGUCCUGCAGGGGGGGAUCACCCACUGCACUGAGCCCUACAUGAAGAGCUCAGACUCCGCCAAGAUGUCUCAAAAGGUGCUGAAGAAUGCUAAGAUGGCCUGCAGCAGACUGGGACAGUACAGGAUGCCGUUUGCCUGGGCUGCAAGGCCUGUGUUCAAAGAUGCAUCAGGAACUUUGGACAAGAGCUCACGCUUCUCGGCUCUCUAUAGACAGGACAGCAGCAAGCUGUCAGACGAGGACAUGUUCAAACUGCUGACUGACUUCAGAAAAGCAGAGAAAAUGGCCAAACUCCCCGUGCUCUUAGGGAACUUAGAUGUAACUAUUGACUGCGUGGCCCCGGAUGUAACAAAUUGCGUCACUACCUCCUACAUCCCUGUGAGGAACUUUGAAGGCAACGGGAGUGGCGGCGCUCUCCUGGAGGUGGAGGAGUUUGUGCCCUGCAUCGCUAAGUGCUCCCAGCCAUUCACCAUCUAUAAGAACCACCUCUAUGUGUACCCAAAACACCUGAAAUAUGACGGACAGAAAACCUUUACUAAGGCAAGAAAUAUUGCAGUUUGCGUUGAAUUCAAGGAUUCUGAUGAGGAUGAAGCCCAGCCAGUGAAGUGCAUCUAUGGUCAUCCAGGAGGUCCUCUAUUCACCAAGCAGGCAUAUGCCACCGUCCUGCACCAUCAGCAGAACCCUGAGUUCUACGAUGAGAUAAAGAUAGAGCUGCCAACUCAGCUGCACGAAAAGCACCACCUUCUCUUCACCUUCUAUCACGUUAGCUGUGACAGCAACAGCAAGAAGAAAGACCUGGUGGAGGCUCCAGUGGGUUCAGCAUGGCUGCCUCUGCUGAGGGAUGGCAGAGUCAUCAUGAACGAACAGCUGCUGCCAGUGGCUGCCAAUGUGCCCGCCGGGUACCUGGGCUCCCAGGACGGGAUCAACAAGCACUCUGGCUCGGAGAUCAAAUGGGUAGACGGAGGAAAACCUCUGUUCAAAGUCUCAACUCAUCUUGUUUCCACAGUUUACACUCAGGAUCAGCAUUUGCACAACUUCUUCCACCACUGUCACAUCAUGGAGAUGUCAGAACAAGCUUCAGAGGGAGAGCUGGUGAAAUACCUGAAGAGUCUCCAUGCGAUGGAGGGUCAUGUGAUGGUCAACUUUCUGCCCACCAUCCUCAACCAGCUGUUCUGCGUCCUAACCAGAGCCACACAUGAGGAUGUGGCUGUCAAUAUGACCAGGGUGAUGGUUCAUGUUGUAGCGCAGUGCCAUGAGGAAGGGCUCGAACAUUACCUGAGAUCUUAUAUCAAGUUUGUGUUUAAGCCCGAGCCUUACUCCUCCACCAAUGUGAAAACAGUUCACGAGGAGCUGGCUAAAACCAUGACAGCCAUUCUCAGACCUUCCACAGACUUCCUGACCAGCAACAAGCUGCUCAAGUACUCAUGGUACUUCUUUGAAGCUCUGGUGAAAUCAAUGGCUCAUUAUCUCAUGGAGAGCGGGAAGGUUAAGCUUGCCAGGAUCCAACGUUUUUCAGCGUCCUUCAACCAUGCGGUGGAGACUCUGGUGAAUAUGCUGAUGCCACACAUCACACAGAAAUACAAGGACAACCUGGACGCGGCUCGCAAUGCCAAUCACAGCCUGGCAGUGUUCAUCAAGCGCUGCUUCACCUUCAUGGACAGAGGCUUCGUAUUCAAGCAGAUCAACAACUACAUGAACUGCUUUAUGCCUGGGGACCCCAAGACUUUGUAUGAAUUCAAGUUUGAGUUCCUGCGGGUCGUUUGCAACCAUGAGCAUUAUGUCCCUCUUAAUCUGCCCAUGCCCUUUGGAAAAGGCAGAAUUCAAAGGUUCCAAGAUCUCCAGCUGGACUAUUCUCUGACGGAUGACUUCUGUCGAAACCACUUCCUGGUGGGGCUGCUGCUGAGGGAGGUGGGCGGGGCUCUUCAGGAGUUCCGAGAGAUCCGUCAGAUCGCCAUCCAGGUGCUAAAGGGGCUGAUGAUCAAACACACGUUUGACGACCGCUAUGCUGCGAAAAGCCAGCAGGCAAGACUUGCAACUCUCUACCUCCCCCUGUUUGGUCUGCUCCAAGAAAACGUCUACAGACUGGACAUUAAGGAGUCAGCCAUCCUCAGCAACCACAAUAAUGCCAGGGAGGACUCUUUGGUACCUCACUCCAUGGUGACCCCUCAGAAACCUGGGAGCUGCAUAGAAAAUGCUCUCCACAAAGAUGUGUUUGGAGUCAUCUCUGGAACAGCCUCCCCUCACAGCUCCACUCCCAACGUGAGCUCAGUUCACCAUGCAGACUCCAGAGGCUCUUUGGUCUCCACCGACUCUGGGAACAGUCUGCUGGACAAAAGCAGCGACAAGACAAACUCCCUGGAGAAGAACCAGUGUGUGUCCACUCUGGGCAGCAGUGUGCUGCGCUGUGACAAGAUGGACCGGGAAGAGAUCAAAAACCUGCUCAUUGGCUUUCUGCACAUCCUCAAGAGCAUGUCAGAGGAGGCACUUUUUGCAUACUGGAACAAAGCAGCUCCCUUGGAACUCAUGGACUUCUUCACAUUGAUAAAAGUGUGCCUUCAUCAGUUCAGAUACAUGGGAAAGAGAUACAUCGUCAGGAGCCAGGAGGGGGUGGGGCCUGUAGCUCCAGACAGGAAGUCUCUUACUCUCCCUGUGUCCCGUAACAGGGCGGGAAUCCUGCACGCCCGCCUGCAGCAGCUGGGAACUCUGGAGAACGCUCACACCUUCAACAACAUGUACUCUCACACAGAGGCAGACGUGAGCAGCCAAUGUCUGCUGGAGGCCAACGUGUCCACAGAGGUGUGUCUCACUGUGCUGGACACACUCAGCAUCUUCAUCAUGGGAUUCAAGAUUCAGCUUAAUUCCGAUCUGGGUCACAAUCCCCUGAUGAAGAAGGUGUUCCAGGUCCAUCUGUGCUUCCUGCAGAUCCCUCAGUCUGAGGCCGCCCUCAAGCAGGUCUUCACCUCCCUCAGGACCUUCAUCUACAAGUUCCCCUGCACCUUCUUUGACGGCCGGGCCGACAUGUGUGCCUCUCUCUGUUAUGAAAUCCUCAAGUGCUGCAACUCCAAGCUGAGCUCCAUCCGCAGCGACGCCGCACAUCUGCUCUACUUCCUCAUGAAGAGCAACUUCGACUACACCGGACGCAAGUCUUUUGUACGGACCCACCUGCAGGUGGUGAUUGCUGUCAGUCAGCUGAUUGCUGAUGUCAUCGGCAUCGGAGGGACCCGUUUCCAGCAGUCUCUCUCCAUCAUCAACAACUGUGCCAACAGUGACAAGAGCAUCAAGCACACAGCGUUUCCAUCCGAUGUGAAGGACCUGACGAAGCGCAUCAGGACGGUGCUGAUGGCCACGGAGCAGAUGAAGGAGCACGAGAACGACCCGGAGAUGCUGGUGGACCUGCAGUACAGCCUGGCCAAGUCCUACACCAGCACCCCCGAGCUCAGGAAGACCUGGCUGGACAGCAUGGCCCGCAUCCACCACAAGAACGGAGAUCUUUCUGAGGCAGCCAUGUGUUACGUGCAUGUUGCUGCGCUGGUAGCUGAGUACCUGUGGAGGAAAGGUAUGUUCAGGCAGGGCUGCUCGGCGUUCCGCGUCAUCACUCCGAACAUCGACGAGGAGGCGGCCAUGAUGGAGGACGUGGGGAUGCAGGAUGUUCACUUCAAUGAGGAGGUGCUGAUGGAGCUGCUGGAGGAGUGUGCUGACGGCCUCUGGAAGGCGGAGCGUUAUGAGCUCAUCGCUGAUGUUUACCGGCUCAUCAUCCCCAUCUACGAACAGCGCAGAGACUUUGAGAAACUGACCCAUCUGUAUGACACACUCCACCGAGCCUACACUAAAGUGAUGGAGGUGAUGCAUUCUGGAAAACGACUGCUGGGCACAUACUUCAGAGUCGCCUUCUUCGGACAGGGCUUCUUUGAGGAUGAAGAUGGAAAAGAAUACAUCUACAAGGAGCCAAAGUUCACUCCGCUGUCAGAGGUUUCCCAGAGGCUCCUGAAGCUCUACUCCGACAAGUUUGGUCAGGAGAACGUCAAGAUCAUUCAGGACUCCGGCAAGGUGAACCCUAAGGACCUAGACUCCAAGUAUGCCUACAUCCAGGUGACCCACGUCACACCCCACCUAGACGACAAGGAGCUGGAGGACAGGAAGACUGACUUCGAGAAAAGUCACAACAUCCGGCGCUUUGUGUUUGAGACGCCGUUCACUGUGUCGGGAAAGAAGCAGGGAGGGGUCGAGGAGCAGUGUAAACGGCGGACCGUUCUCACCACCACCCAUUGUUUCCCGUAUGUGAAGAAGCGUAUAGCAGUCAUGUACCAACACCAGACCGACCUGAGCCCCAUCGAGGUGGCCAUAGAUGAGAUGAGUGUGAAGGUGGCCGAGCUGCGCCUGCUGUGCUCCGCCUCUGAGGUGGACAUGAUCCGCCUGCAGCUCAAACUGCAGGGCAGCAUCAGCGUCCAGGUCAAUGCCGGUCCUCUUGCUUAUGCCAGAGCUUUCCUCGAUGACAGCAGUGCCAAGAAAUAUCCUGACAACAAGGUCAAACAGCUCAAAGAGGUGUUCAGGCAGUUUGUGGACGCCUGCGGUCAGGCGCUGUGCGUGAACGAGAGGCUGAUCAAAGAGGACCAGCAGGAGUACCAGGAUGAGAUGAAGGCUAACUACAGGGACUUGGCCAGGGAGCUGUCGAACAUCAUGCAUGAGCAGAUAAACCCGGUGGAAGACGGCAACAGGAGCACUCUGUCCGACUCUAUGGGCAUCUUUAACGCCAUCAGUGGCACACCAACCAGUGCCACCCCACAUGGCUCCACCACCAUACUCUGAUCAGGAUGUUCAACACCAAACUAUUGCCUUCUUUAUCCCUAAUGACUGAUUACACUUCCUGUCAGUCAAGAGGAAACAAAAAACAUCUUUAUUUGUUUUUGUUUUCAUCAUGCUAUCCUGUCAUCAGUUAGCCCAUUCUUCUUGUUUCCUAUGGAGACUCCAGUCAAUACUUAUACAUUUUGUAUAGUUUGUUUAAUCAUAUGUAAAAUGGGCUUAAGCACAGCAAGUGUGGAUCCUAUACUGUGACUUGCAACAUGAUGUUAUCUUUAUUAUUCUGGUGUGUUAAGCUCCACCCAAAGGAUGUGGUAACAGACUUCAGUAUUUCCAUGUAAGUCUACACCUUAUCUGUUUUGUAACUGUAGGGCUCCCAUGUAUGUACAUUGUUUGUAUAAGAGAAAGUUUUUAAUGGGAAUAAAUGAAUACCACUGCUGUAUCUGUUAACAUUCUUCCACUGAGGCACAGUAUUUUUACAUUUUCUAUUCUUUCCAUUCAGGAGGCCCUGUUACAGCAGAUGCACUUUUGUGAGCAGUGCAGAAAGCAUUCAUCUGUUAUCUUACCCUGGACAUUUGAAAUUAUUAUUCCCUCUAUUUUAGGCCAAUGGACGUGUAUAGAAUCAGUCUAAAGCCAAGUGAACCACAAUGUUUUAACCUUUUUUCUGUAAGGAAAAGUGUGUGCAAUAUUUUCUAUUGUUACCAUGGCCUACCUACUGCAUAGAAAACCACUCUUGCCAAAGACAUUAGAAAAAGACUGUGCAAGGUAAGCCAAGGGUGGCACAAUUUGUAAUCUACCCCCUUUGUUUCUUUGUCUGUCAUGCCUUUUAUUAUCUGUGAGGUAAGAUUAAAAAGCAUUUUGACUUAGUGACUGCUCAUGUAAAUAUGUUUAAGACUUAUAAAUAAAAUAAAUAAUUCCUUCUUUCAUG